CUUCAGAGAAAAUUCAUGAUAAAACCGUGUAAAGAUUCAGAGUUCUACAUAGCGCCGCGGAAUAUACACAUACACGAAAAGCAUGUCGGCAUAUUUUUAGUGAAAAUGUAAAAUAUUAUAUUGGAUAUAUUUUGUUGUAUAAAUAGUAUAUUUUUGUUAAAGGAUUUGUAACAAGUGGAUAAAAUGUAUUAAUGCGAAAGUAUGGAUGUAAUAUGUAAAUUUAAAUAUUUUACCUGUUUAAUAUAAUGAUAUAACGUAAGCUAAUGGAAAUUGGAAUGUGACAACUGUCGGAUGUUAAUAUUCAACAUUUUAUGUAUACAGAAAAACGUGAUUUUGAUGUUGAUUUUGUCGGAUAUCGGUUUUAACAUAAGUUAAAGUUGGGAUAUUUUGCUCAGGAUUUUCAACCGGCAAAUGACACGAAAACUACAAUAAAACGGAGAAUAUAGGACAAAAUCUGUGUGACUGAAGCGUUUAUAUACGUGUUACCUGCUGAGCCCUCAACACAUGUUGCAGUAGACAGUAAUCUCGUCUUUGGACAAGCCAUUAAGACCACCCAACGGGUUUAUGUACAUCUGACUAAGAAAAGGGACCAUUUAAAUGCGUAAUCACAAGUGAAUAUGGGGAAGAAUUGGCGUAGACGGAAUAGAUUGAAAGUCUGAUAAAUUACUAUGGCACACCAUUUGGAAGGUCGAGUGGACUUGACAGCCAUUGAAAGAUCUAGACUUCUAGGAUCUUUGUCAGCAGGAUCGCUUGGACAACUUGGUUCAGUGACAUUUUCAGCAGCAGACUCAAGUUUGAGCCAGCUGUCAGCAUCAGGGUCUGACCUUCCAAGAUCGGCAUCGCCUUCUUCGCUGCAACAGUAUGCCGGUAGAUUUUUACCGUCUACUGGUCUUCCACCAACAGGUACCAAUUACGCUAUGAUGGCAAGUUACCUCGCGAGUACAGGACAUGUACCGGAUGCUCUCAAACAUCUGAUACCGGAUAUGCAGCAAUAUUGGUCUGCAGCACAUCAGGAUAGCUACGCACGAUAUUUACUAGGCAACAUGUAUUACCCUUACUUACCAUAUUUACCGGCUACGGAGUCCUUGGCCCUAUUUGCUCAAAACUCGAACGUGGCUCAGAUGGAAGCUGCAAUACAGGCACAAGCAGUCCAGCAUAGAAUCUACGACCUACAGAAAGAAGCUCUCUUUGGUCAAAGUUCAUAUUCACAUGGUCUAUAUCCACACUCGCAUUUAUAUUCACCAAGUGGGCAACUAGAAGCUACAAAUCUAUCAUUACCAAGUGCGAGCCGAGAACGACAAACAGAACGGCCAAAAGAGGUCGAAUCCGGAAGGCAUAAUAUAAAAAAAGAAUUAGACAAAAGUACUGAAAAAGAAAAAGUUGAAACUGAUGGUUCUAGACUUUCAGGUGACCAGUCCUCUGAUAAAGGCAAACAAAUUGAUGGAAGUGAAAGAACACGUGGUAGGUUAAUGAAAACUGACGAUAGAGAUAAAAUAAAAAGUAGUGCAAAAUUUACAAGAACUCAUGGUAUUGAGUCAGAUAGCAAGAAAGCAAGUGAUACGUGUUUACCAGAAAACCUUUCCAAAAAGAAACCAUUGGAGAAGAAAGCGGUUGAUAGUUCUGAAGUUAUCAUACUAGAUUCUCCAAAAUCUGUUGCAGGCACUGAAUGUAGUGAAAACGGAAAAGACUCCAGUAAACAUAAUUCAAAUGGAAACAUAAACAACCGUGAAAAUGGUCAUGAAACACCUAAACAUAGUCCUGUUGAAAUAAAGUCUCACAGCCCAUCAAGGCACAAGCGUGUUACUAGUCCCGAAAGUUGCUUGAAAAGUUCGGUAAGUCCUGACAGAAGAAAACGUAUGGUAAGCCCUAUCGGCAAGAAAAAAGAAGUAUGUAUAGAAGACCAGGAUAUGCCAGAAAACCUAUGUAUCAAAGACAGAGAUAAAUCGAAAGACGCAAAACAGGUUUCUGAAUCGGAACUUGUGAAGACGCAGUCAAUUAUCACCACUUCAACUGUGAAUGUGAAAUCCCCUUUGGAUAUUAUUACCACUGAUGUAAGCAGCAACGGUCAAGCCAAAGCUUCAAGUUUAUCUCCAUCACAAACGAGCCCCUCCUUGUCAAAACAGACCACAGUCACCACGUACUCUCUUCCAUAUUAUCAUAAUCUCUAUGCUCGUUCACAGUCACAGGAUGGAAAGCGUGUUCACGCCACUACAUAUGUGCCGGAAAUAGGGACUGUUUCUAGCCCUAUAGCUGGCGCACCAUCAGUGAUAAAUGUUGUUGACACAAAAAACAAACUCAGAGAUAAAAUCCAAACAGAGGGAAAUCUGCCGAGUGCAUGUGAUAAUAAAUCCUCUACACCGUCGAUUUCAACAAAGACAGAGAAUUCCAAACAGAAGAAUAAGGACUUCAGUCAAAAUUUGUAUAUUGAAACGAAUGAACAGGGUAGAGACGACCCUAGGCGUGAUUCAAAAGGUUCUUACGACUGCAAUAACCGCAUUUGUGUUCAAUCGGAUGUGAAGUCAGCAAAUGAGAGUCUUGUGUCUCCGUCUGGAACUGACUUCAGAUGUUCAGACUUAGAUAAAACAAUUGACCUUUCCAUGAAGAAAAGCAAUAGCUCAAGUGCAGAUAGUAAAGGAAAUAAGGAAUCUGUAAAAUCGCCUGUGAUGCGUAAACGCGAACCACUUCAUUCCCCAAAGACAAAUGAAACUGAAAAAGUGAAAGCCCAUGAUUUGAGAAAGUUUCAUGACAAAGCCCAUGACUUGAGAAAGUUUCAUGAGAAACCCAAAGAUAUUCACGGUGAUGAUGUUAAAAAGAGUUCUGAGAAGCGAAAAUCUUGUGAUUUGAAUCAUAAUUCAAAGGAUCAAGCUGAAAUGGAAGUCUCAAAGAAACUUAAGAGGAGCGUGCCUUCCGCUUGUGUAAAUGCUCACGAGAAUGUAAUUACAUUGACUGAUAUUGAUAAGUCGAGCGAGAAAUCAAAGGGAAUGGACACUGAUUCGAAUAAGAGUAAGAGCGAUAGUACGAUGACACAGCAUGUUAGGGAAAACAAACAAAGUUCAAAUGUAAUGUCAAACAGUCACAAAAAUACAGUCAGACCUUUAACUGGUUUAAAGGAUUCGGCUGAAAAUGACAAAAAGAAUACAAAACAGGUACAGAACAAUGCAGUUGAAUCUCCAAAAGCCAAGAAUACACCACUUAAACAAACAGACGGAAGUAGUCAGCCUACAGGCAUACCCGUCGGUAUAGCUGUGGCAAGACAAAGAAAUAUCGCACCAAAGCUAUGUACCGCUGAAAAUGAUACUAAAAAGAAUUCGGAAGAUACCAAAAAGCAACACCCUGUAGCGGAUGUAAAACCUAUAAGACCGCUAAAAGUAAUCAGACCUUCUACAAAGGGUUGUGGCCAAACUGUGUCUGACAAAAGGAAUGAAUUGCCGGCAAAUUUAAUAGUUACAGGUGGAGCGACACCUCCAGGAGUGUUUUGGCCAGAUGAUCCCGCUUCACGACAGCUUGCGGCCCAAUUCUUGCAAACAGGACACCCUCUGACACCCACAAGCUGGUACGGAACUGGAGCUUUUCCAUAUCCACAAAAUGUCACCACAGCAAGUUCCACAGCAACACAAGCUAGUCAGAUGCCAUUUACAGUGCCGGCGGGAUACAAGCUGGCACAGGACUCUGUCACUGGACAGAUACUUCUUCUUCCGACAGGUUCAGACGUUUUUGAUAGCAGUCGACUUUUUAGUGGUUUGCCUGUUGGAAGUCAGAUAACGAGCGGGGCAGGAUAUGGUCACCCUGUUUUACCUGGCCAGUCUGCUCCGGCCACAUUACCAGCGACUGCGUCACUGUUUCCAGGGCAACAACCGGACAGACCUUCCAGCCUUGAAAUAGGCUUGCCUACCUACGCUCCAGUGUUCACUGGAAAUGUGCUCGCGACUCCAGAAGUGACCAUCAAGGAAGACAAGCUAUUGUCAUCUACUCCUUCUAACUCAGCCAACGUAAUUACGCCGUCAAUUUUACUGACUGCCGGACAUGACAACGCACCUGUUCCAGCGAACAAGGACAAUACUAACGAGAAGUCCAAGAUAAUUGAUCUGUCUCAGACCAAGACUGAUUCAGAUGUUGCCGUAGUAACAGGACAGCCGUACACAUUUUCAUCUCCAACAGUUCCAAUUGUUCCUAAUCAGACUUUGUUAACUACACCAAAUGUUCCGAACCAGUGCCCGGAAGUGACUCAGCUUAAACAAGAUCAUACUUCCGUUCAGUCACGCGGAACAUCUCCCAUGUUACCAGCUUCCGAUUCUUGUCCCGAAGAUAUAGAAGAAAACAAAUCUGAUGAUAAUGGUGAAGAAAUCUUAGAAGUAUGCGAUAUUGUAGAAAACAAAAUUGAGAGUGCUAACCUCAAGAACGAUUCGGUCGAUGUACAUUGUAGUGAUAGAACAACAGAAAUUGAAAUUAAGAAAGAAAAUACGGAUUUAAAAGAUGAUUUAAAAAUGGGAAUGUGUUCAGAUUCAACGGUUUUAGGCUCUUCAGAACAAAGAGAUGCUGAAAUCGUUGAUAAGCAGCAUAACAGUAAAAACGAAAAAGUAAAAUGUGAAAAAGUUGCAGAAAAUAACGAAAGUAAAACGGAUUUAAAUGAUCAUGCCAAAUCUCCGAGAGCGAGUAGAAAUAUAUUCACUGAUCUAACAGAAUACAACCCAUUUAUGGAUCCCCAAGUGCUUCAAGCUGCGGAUGGGCUUGAGCUCCUAAGUGCUCUUGCUGAAAAAAGUGCAAUGCGUAUAAAUGACAAAUCUGUGUCAAAAGUAAAUGCAACAGAAGAAACAGCUGUUAGUAAAACUGGAGUUGUUGAUACUGAAACAAAUGUUAAAACUGAUAUUAAAGAUGUCGAAAAGAUUGACAUUAAAAAGAAAAGUACAGAAGAUCUUGAGAAACGAAAACAUAAAGAUGUUAAGACUGAGACGAAGCAAGUGACUGCAAAACCACGCAUAAAAUGCGGGUUUGCUUUUAAGCCCAAAAAAGAAAAGAAAAAGCCAGCAAUAGAUGUUACCAAAAAAGUGACAACAUUUUGUGGCAUAUCUGUACCAGAAGAAACAGACCUUGAUUCUUUUCUCGAAAUAGAUGACGAGGUCAUUGAUUCCAUUGAGAUGGAGAUGAAGAUGAGGUUGGCGGAGCUUCAGAAAAGAUACAAGGAAAAACAGAAGCAGCUAGCAAAGUUGACACCGAAGAAGCCAAAAGAACUGGAAAACAAAACAAAAGAUGAAAACAAACAGAGGAUAAGCAGUGACACUACAAGAGGUCCUGGAAGACCAAAAAAGAAAUUAAAAGACGUGAAUACAGAAAGCACAAGUGAGAAGACUUCAAAAUCGAAAGUUAGUGAGCAUAAUAGCAAAACAUCGCCAACUUCCUCAUCCGGUGGUAGCUCGUCGGGACAACACGGUCCAGCAAAGAAGAAAAAACUUGCUGAAAUGCUCGUCGACAGAGUGUUCCGGAAAACCGGAAGCUCAUUCAAGAUACCAUUAAGCAAGAAGAUAAAUCUGAUAGCCCCAGCAAGGAUCGAGUUUCCCGGGGGAUCAGCGCCGACCGAAAGAAAUGAACAUGCUCGUCAUAACAAGGCGAUGGAUUUUGGAAAACUGAUAAAGCGCUCGCGACUUUCACAGAUCAAUGGGAAAGAAACAGGCUUCGUUGGUGGUUUAUGGCAAAGGAAAUAUGGCGGCGACAGGAAACAUUCCUUGCAUAAAGAAAUAAAAUUGAAGAAAAGGAAAAAAGAACAUGCAAAAGAGUACUCGGCUAAAAGUGGUCUUAAUUUACUGGCUGAAUAUGCCGCUAAAUCCUCAGCAGACGUACAGAAAAAGAAGAGAAAGUUGGAGGAAACUAAUGGAUCAGUCAAUAUGUCGCCAGAGUCACCAAACAAAAAGCGGAAACCAGGCAGGCCGAAGAAAUGUGACGUAGUUCGCCCGGGAGUCACAGAGACGAUUGUUGCUAAGCAAUCCAAACACAUGGACUUCUUCCGCUGGCAAGCAGACGACACAAAACAAGAGCGGAAGAUUAGCUUGGAAGGUAAAACUCCCCUGAAGCCUCUGUACCUCGAUGAAUGGAAUGUUCGCCGUAGUGAACGUAUUUUCCUUAGUGACCCUAGUCCACAAACUAGUCCAAAUGCCAUUUCUCCUGGUGUUAAAGCCAAACAGGAAGUAGCUAAACCUGAGAAAGAGAAGAAGCCAAAACAAGAAAAACAGAAGAAAUCCCAGUCGUUUAGUAUGUCUCAAAAGGUGAAAAAGAAAUACUCGACUGGUUUCAACCAAACUAAGGCAAGGGAGAAAACUACAGAAUUACUAAAGGCAACACGUGAUCGUCUGACACAGAAACGACAGGAGAAGAAGAUGAUGCUAAAAACAUCAACCUUUAAUAAUGAUGACAGUGAUAGUGAUGAUAUCCCACUUAGUCUGUUCAAACCUAAACCGAAUAUUAAUGUCGAGUCGUUACGAUGUACGUUAACUACAGAUGAACUAUGUGAUGGUAUUAGAAUACUUGUGUUUAUGGACGGUCUGUUUCACGAAGGCGAGCUGAAGGCCAUUCGCCCACCAGAUAUAUACGGAGCUAUACUUGACAAUGAGAGGAAGACCAGGCCUCAUUAUUACUCACAAGAAGAAAUACUGAAAGAAGCUAUUAAAGACACUAAACCAUUAAGUGGGGACCAGCUAAAAGAAGGAACAAGAAUUUGUGCUUACUGGAGCCAACAGUUCAGUUGUCUUUACCCGGGAACUAUUUCUAGAGGGAGCCCGAAUCCUGUUACGGAUAGACGUUUAUAUAAUGUUGAAUUUGAUGAUGGCGAUACUGGAAAAAUUCCGCUUGACCAUAUCCGAAUCAUUCCGCAAGACUUCCCUCAUGUCGAAUAUGAUCCAAAUCCACUCUUACUGCUAACUGCUCGUCGGAGGACAAUGUCCACAUCAGAGAGUGUUAGCAGUGAGCCAAAGAAAUCUACAUCUGAGUCAACAAAAGAAUCCAAGGUAAAACGAGGCCCUGGAAGGCCACCGAAAGCGGAAAGACUGAUGUCUAGUGAAUCAGUAGGUGACGAAGAUGUGUUUCUCAAUGAUACACAGAAAGACACUGACAAGAAGACUAAAACCGGGCAUAAGAAUAGUACGGAUGAAAAGAAAACACAGGAUCGGCAGGUUACACUUUUCCGACCACGUGGUUUGUGGGAGUGGUCUGGAAGCUGCACGAAACGCCCUGGUAUGAAAGGCAAAGCAAAGAAAGAGUAUUAUAAAACCGUUACUCGUGGUAGAGAAAGUAUAUCGGUGGGGGAGAGCGCCGUGUUUCUCUCUACAGGGCGGCCAAAUUUGCCGUACGUUGGACGUAUUGAAAGUUUCUGGGAGGGAUGGGGUGGUCAGAUGGUAGUUAAAGUUAAAUGGUUCUACCACCCUGAGGAAACAAAGGGAGGUAAAAGGCUACAAAACAUGAAGGGCGCACUUUUCCGGUCCGAUCAUGAAGAUGAAAAUGAUGUGCAAACCAUUUCGCAUAAAUGUGAAGUUAUUUCUUAUGCCGAGUACAGGCGUCGCAUUGACGUCAUUUCACACGAGGACACAGAUGACGUAUAUUAUCUCGCGGGAUCUUACGAACCGACGAUUGGUCAUAUUAAGUUUGAAGCUGGAGUUGUUUGAUUGUACAGAGAAUUUGAGAAUGAUAAUUGAAUCACGUGACAUGUAUGUCACUAUCUUCAAGAAAAGGGUUGAGUUAGAAAUCAUCUUUGAGACUCCACCAGUUGAGAAGAGAACUAUUAAUUCGCCGGCGUGUUAUCUUGUUACACAUGUCUCUAGUUAUAAGUCUCAUAUUCUAAAAUGAAGAUGCAGUGGAUUGCAUAAACUUGUAUCAUAUGUACUGUUAUUAUACAAUUAUGAACCACGUUUUACGUCUUGGUAGGAGGCAGGUCUAAUAAACUGCGUCAAUCAAUAUAAGAUUUUGAUUGGCGGGGCAGAUUUGCUUCUUGAAACCUGUAGUGUUGUUUUAUAUAUUUGCCAUACAUAAAUACGAAAGCCAUUGGUAUUGAUGCAUAUGUUAUUUUUCCAAAUGUUGUACUUCAGUGCUAUUCAAUAUUUGUUAGAGAUGUAAAUAGGUUGUUGUUGAGGAUGAAUAUCGUUUUUAGAGCACAAUUUGUCAAUGUAAAUAAGUGUAAAUAACAGAUCUCAAAGGUCAAAUUUAUUUUCUGUGAAUUCCAAGUCUUUCAGUCUGUCUCUCCAUAAUUAAUUUUGUUUCUGUGUGGCACUGAAUAGUAAAGAUAUAUUUGAUUUCAAGAAAUCCAACGUGAUUUUCUGAUGGCUAAACAAAACAAAACAAGUUUGAGCAAGUGAAUGUUAAAAUAGUAUAAAAGUAUAAAAUAUACAAACUUUACGUUUAUCUUGAUGAACUUGAAUAUAAUUAACUUAAAUAUUUUUAGAGGGAAAUAUCUAGAUUUUUUAACAUAUAAAUAAUUAUGAAAUUAGCACCUUCAUUUGUUUUGUAUUUAUGAAAGAAAUUGUAUUGUGUCGAUAUAGUACAGCCAAUGAAUAACACAUAAGUCAUGUUUUCAAGACAUACUUGGAAAUAUUUCAUGAGGUCGUUUUUGGAACAUAUGUCUUGAUAUAAACAAUCAAAUUACAAAUAAAGUAAAUAGCACUUACUUUGCGGCAUACAGCCUGUCGGCGACGUAGCAUAGCAAACUUGAUGGAUUUCUUCCCUUUUGGCACUGCCGUUUCUAUUUUAUGUCAUUUUCAAGUUUCUGGGGAUCUCAGAGGGAUUUUCUUGACUGUUUGUGUUCAUUCCAGUUAAUGUUUAUUUAGUGAACUCUACUUUUUUGUGCACCUCACGGUACAUGUGUGAUAGCAAAGAGGGUUGAGGUGCUUUUUAAAUGAGGUGGCUUGUAGCAGUUAGAUACAUAAGACUUUUUUACGUAAGUCUAAUUAAAGUGAUAUUGUCUAACCAUAUUUUUCACUACCACAGUACAUUGGCUUUGUGAGCUUUUGUAUAUUCGAGCAGUGCAGAAAAACUGUCAUUUAUGACGGUACUAGCAAAUUGCAUAAAACCCAUCUAACAGUUUCAAAUGCAUUGAUCAGACGUGAAACGAUCACAAUGCAUGCAACCUUUUACAUGUGUUCGCUUAAACAUGAUGUGUGUUAGAAAACGGUACAAAACGGUACAAAAUUUUAACAUUACUAUACUUCCAACUAAUUUCAGAGGGAUAAUAGAAUGUAAAUUAUGCUCACCAUUAUCAAUAUGAGAUACUAUUACUUUCCUUAGUCUAAUUUCAGAGAAAUUAUAAGACAUAUAUGCUUUGCGAUAGUCGCGUAAGCAAUAAUGGCUUAGAAUGCUUCAGGUGUUGAAUGAUAUGUAUGAAGCUUUGACAAUUAUGCUAAUAUAAUCUACGAAUUCUUGUGACGAAUGCCUUAAGAACGUAGAGUUAAAAUUAAAAUAUAUUUAAAGAGCCAUAACUGCCUCUGAGAUAAUGUACGGAUCAUUGAACAUUCUUGACAGGAAAUAAAAAAACAACAACAUAUUAACCUUUAGCCUGCUGGUGGCAAGUGAUUUUACCUUUGUGACCAGUGCAUACCAAGAUCAACCUGCAAGUCCAUGCAGGCUGAUCAUGGUCUGCACUGUUCGCUAUUCAGUCUGUAAAUUUUCAGUGAACGCCCCUUCGAAUAAUAAAUGGUACUAGCCCAAAUUGAACGAAGGACCAGUCCAUUUUAGAAAUAUAGCAGGGUAAAGGUUAAAAGAAGUUGUUAGGAAUUAAGUAUUGUAAACAUCAAACAACUACAGGCGUAUAAGCAUAUGUACGAAGAAUAUUUGUUAUGAAAUUGAACACGUGCCUUAUGCAUGUUAUGUGUACCAGUUUGUUCUCUUUCUGUAUGCUGAUAGGCCGAUUUCAGUGUUAUUAUGUUUCUGCUUGUUUGAAAUAAGUGCAUUUUAUGUUUUGUGGGGUUUUUAUGUCUUAAAAUGACUUUGGGUAAUUAAGGAUUUGUAAUAAUGCUGGAAUAUCCAGACACUCUCUUUUCUAGAUUCCCAAUAAUGCUUAUAUAGUGUGUAGUGAUAUACAAUGAGCUACAAAUAAGGAAAAUCAGAAAAUAUUAUUUGGGGAAAAUUCACGAUUAUUGUUUUUUUAACAAAUAUUUCAUAAGUAUAUGCUUAAACAUCUAAAAAAAUUGAUAUGCGUUUAAUUCUAACGUACUCGUAUUAUUUCUGGUCAUAUAACUUGUUGCUGAGUCUAGUUUUUUCACAAACAUUUCGCCAUCUUUAUUUAAUGUUUUCUUAAGAAAUACUGAUGUUUCAUUGUCUACAAAUGUAGACUUCCAUAUAUGUAAGACAGAGAAGUACAACGUUUACUUUGAACGUGGUAUUUAGUAGCCAUUAGAGUAGUUUUUAAAUUAAUUAUACUCAAAUAACAAAAUGUCAAGGACUGUCGGGCGAUAAGAGGGAAGUUUUUAUUCGAUUUGCUAAAACAUUAGGGAGAAUUCUUAAAUUUAUGUUUUGUUUAGAGAUUUCUGUUUGCAUGUACAUGUACUUUAUACGAGACCGUUAUGAAUGUGAUAUUAUUCUAAGUGCUUUGUUGUUUGUUUGAGAAGUUUUCUUUUAUUUUCUGUAUAUUUUACGUUUGUUAUUUCUUUUACUUUAUUUUCGCAAGCGGUUCCUGUGCUUUAAAAACAAUAGAACAUAUUGCCAACAACGUCGCUUACAUGUAUCAAAAACUUGACUAGCAAAUUAUCAUUUUACAUUUUUAUUUUGGAAAGCAUUUGUUGAUAGUGUUCAUACAUUUUAUGAUAAUAUUGUUAUGUGAUUUUAAAAACUGUUAUGUGAUGAAUAAAAAUGAAACUUGUGAAUAAAGUUUCUAAAAUAGC
Messenger RNA from Mercenaria mercenaria, 10853 nucleotides. RefSeq lists its product as uncharacterized. The transcript has 33 exons. The coding region runs from base 669 to 7649 and encodes 2326 amino acids. Gene Ontology annotation, molecular function: DNA binding; chromatin binding. The record is from RefSeq and is a predicted model, not a curated record. Lineage: Eukaryota; Metazoa; Mollusca; Bivalvia; Venerida; Veneridae.